Messenger RNA from Anopheles coustani, 2676 nucleotides. RefSeq names its product dihydrolipoyllysine-residue acetyltransferase component of pyruvate dehydrogenase complex, mitochondrial (gene muc). Gene Ontology annotation, cellular component: pyruvate dehydrogenase complex. NCBI's taxonomy places the organism in Eukaryota, Metazoa, Arthropoda, Insecta, Diptera, Culicidae. Gene Ontology annotation, biological process: pyruvate decarboxylation to acetyl-CoA. Gene Ontology annotation, molecular function: dihydrolipoyllysine-residue acetyltransferase activity. The record is from RefSeq and is a predicted model, not a curated record. The coding region runs from base 231 to 1763 and encodes 510 amino acids. The transcript has 6 exons.
UGAUUGACCUGAACGGCAAGGUCGCGGUGGGGAAAGUUAAAAGUUGCUCGUAAAUCUUCCUCCAGGCAGGUUCCUAGCGGCGCGCCACAGCAGCAACGACGAUAACCGUACGUGCCCAUUCCGCUUCCUUCGUAGAUCGAGGAAUUCAUUCGCUUUGUACCCCCAACAGUCGGAAGCCGGACACCGUCUCGCCACCGUCCACACAGCAUCGAUUGAAAACUGCUAGGGAAAUGUUACGAACAAUCAUCGUACGAAACGAGAAUCUCCUGCUGCAGGGAUCGGUACGCCAGGUCCUCAAGGGGACGGCAGUCCGUGCCCUCAGCAGCGAGUGUGCCAAACGAUCUGCAACCGCCGGACAGCAUCGCAGAAAUUCGCACAAUCUGUCCAACAACCUCAAACCGGUGGCAUGGAGAGUGAAUUUCGUCCGCGGAUACUGCAGCGGGUUUCCGGCACACUCAAAGGUCCUUCUGCCGGCCCUCUCGCCCACCAUGGAGCUCGGAACGAUUGUUAGCUGGGAGAAGAAGGAGGGCGACAAGCUGAAUGAAGGUGAUCUGCUGGCGGAAAUCGAAACCGAUAAGGCGACGAUGGGUUUCGAAACGCCCGAGGAAGGAUACCUGGCCAAGAUUCUGAUCCCCGCCGGCCAAAAGGAUGUCCCGAUCGGCAAGCUGGUGUGCAUUAUCGUGGAAAACGAGGCGGACGUCGCGGCCUUCAAAGACUACAAGGAUACGGGUGCUGCUGCGGCACCGGCAGCCGCCGCCGCUCCAGCUCCGGCCGCACCAGCUGCUGCCCCUCCGGCGCCAACACCACCACCGGUGGCCGCCGCACCACCACCACCGCCAGUGUCCGCCGGCCCGAUGACGGCCGUCGAGCAGCGUGGACCGCGCGUUUACGCCAGUCCAAUGGCCAAGCGGCUGGCCGAACAGCAACGUCUCCGAUUGGACGGUAAAGGAUCGGGCAUGUUUGGUUCACUAACGUCUAAGGAUCUUGCAGGUCUGCAGGCAGCCGGAGCGGGAGCAGCUGCAGCAUCAGCUCCAUCGGCGGCUAGGCCGUCCGUGCCGGCAGGCGCUGCCUUUGUCGACAUCCCGGUGUCCAACAUUCGUGGCUUGAUCGCGAAGCGACUGCUCGAAUCGAAGACCACCAUUCCACACUACUAUCUGACGGUGGACGUUAACAUGGACAAGAUCAACAAGCUGCGUGCCCGCUUCAACAAGCAGCUCGAGAAGGAGGGCGUCAAGCUGUCGAUCAACGAUUUCAUCAUCAAGGCAGCGGCGAUGGCGUGCAAGAAGGUACCGGAGGCGAACUCCGCCUGGAUGGACACCAUCAUCCGGCAGUUCGAUGCGGUCGACGUGUCGGUCGCCGUGUCGACGGACCGUGGACUCAUCACGCCAAUCGUGUUCUCCGCGGACCGCAAGGGCAUUGCCGACAUCAGCAAGGAUGUGAAGAAUCUGGCAGCGAAGGCCCGCGAGGGUAAGCUGCAGCCACAGGAGUUCCAGGGUGGCACCUUCAGCGUGUCCAACUUGGGCAUGUUCGGCGUGACGCACUUCUGUGCCAUCAUCAACCCACCACAGUCGUGUAUUCUGGCCGUCGGUGGCACCCAGAAGCGCCUCGUCGCGGACAAGGAUUCAGAGGCGGGGUUCAAGGAAAGCGAUUUCGUAUCGGUAACGCUCAGCUGUGACCAUCGUACGGUCGACGGAGCCGUCGGAGCCCGCUGGUUGCAGUACUUCCGCCAGUUCCUGGAGGAUCCCAACUCGAUGCUGCUGUAAAGUGUUGCUGUAAACAAAUAUACUUCACUUUGGCCGGACACGCCUUACCACUCAUAACGAAACGAAAGUACAUCCUAGAGGCGCUAGAAGAGAGAACGUAAGAUAAACAAUAGCAGAAUACAGAGAAAGAGUAGAGCAAAUGUUCAUACAGGUCAAGCAGAAAAAGAAAGUGUUAAGAAAAUAGAUUUCGCACCACGUUGUACGAAGGCCUUCUUACCGCGCGCUUGGACAGGAUCCUACAGGAUGAGCUGGUUGGCCAGCGCUUCGGACUGAUUUCCCUCCCUUUGCCAUAGUUAAAGCCCCCCCUCCAGGCACUUGUAACAAUAAUAGUAUAUAAAGCAUCCCUCGCAGUAAGACAUUGCCCAGUAACGAAGGGAUUAGGAACUUGCUGUAGCUGUCGAGAAAUGGAGGACACACAAUACCUGUUUCAUAGUGUAGGCAUUACGCAGUAGGGACCCCACAAAGUCCCGCUGUUGUACAAUAGACAAGAUUACACCUGUUUUUUUGGUGGGAGGGAAACAAGACGAUAAGGCGACUGAGACGAAACCUGAAAACCCCUGCGCAGUAAAAACACGGUCCCCGGGAAGCCGCCCUACUUCCUCGCGAACCUUCUUUACUCUCUCGUCAUUUGCGCACUUUACUUCGUGAUUUGGAAAACAAAACUCCAUGUAACCAUCUUCCUUUAGUGUGCUGCACGGAAAUCAAAAAAAGACACAUGAACCCCCACGAUGGUGUUGCGGUUGGAAAGUUGAAAACAAACUGGAACUGGUCAAAUUGAUGAACACUUGUUGAACAAGAUCUUAUUGUAUAGUAUCGUUUACUGCGCUAUUAUUAUUUUUAAAACAUCGGGAAAUAAAUCAAAUUUAUUUAUUGGUUACCGUGGUUCGUCCGGGCGCUUUGUAUGGAAAUUAAA